Molecule: messenger RNA, 1011 nt
Organism: Apiotrichum porosum
Lineage: Eukaryota; Fungi; Basidiomycota; Tremellomycetes; Trichosporonales; Trichosporonaceae
Exons: 6
Coding region: 1-1011 (336 amino acids)
Biological process (GO): tricarboxylic acid cycle; malate metabolic process
Cellular component (GO): cytoplasm
Molecular function (GO): L-malate dehydrogenase (NAD+) activity
Source: RefSeq, a predicted model, not a curated record
AUGGUUAAGGCAGUUGUUUGCGGUGCCGCCGGCGGUAUUGGCCAGCCCCUCUCCCUCCUCCUCAAGCUCAACCCCCUCGUUACUGAGCUCUCGCUUUACGAUGUCGUCAACGCUCCCGGCGUCGCUACCGACCUCUCGCACAUCAACACCCCCGCCCAGGUCGCCGGCUUCCUCCCCGCCGACAACGGUGCCGAGAAGGCCCUUGCCGGUGCCGACCUUGUCGUCAUCCCCGCCGGUGUCCCCCGCAAGCCCGGCAUGACCCGUGACGACCUCUUCAACGUCAACGCUGGUAUCUGCGCUACCCUCGCCCAGGCCAUUGCCAACGCUGCCCCCAACGCCUUCAUCCUCGUGAUCUCGAACCCCGUCAACUCGACUGUUCCCGUCUUCGCCGAGACCCUCAAGAAGGCCGGCUGCUACAACCCCAAGAAGCUCCUUGGUGUCACCACCCUUGACAUUGUCCGCGCUUCGACCUUUGUCGCUUCCGUUGUUGGCCAGCCCCAGGAUGCCCCCAAGUACACCAUCCCCGUUGUCGGCGGCCACUCGGGUGCCACCAUCCUCCCCCUCCUUACCCAGUCGGAGCCCAAGAUCCCCGCCGCCAUCCUCAACGACCAGGCUAAGCGUGACGCCCUUGUCAACCGUAUCCAGUUCGGUGGUGACGAGGUCGUCAAGGCCAAGGACGGUCUUGGCUCGGCUACCCUCUCGAUGGCCCAGGCCGGUGCCCACUUUGCCAACCUGGUCCUCCAGGCCGCCUUCGCCGGCAAGACCCUUGUCACCCAGUCGUACAUUGACCUCAACGCCGCCGCCGGUGGUGAGGACAUCAAGAAGGAGAUUGGCGCCGACCUCGCCUACUUCUCGGUCAACGUCGAGCUUGGCCGUGACGGUGUCCAGAACAUCCUCCCCAUCGGCAACAUUGACGACCAGGAGCGCACCCUCCUCGCCGCCGCCGUCAAGGAGCUCGGCCCCUCGAUCGAGAAGGGUGUCCAGUUCACCCCCGCUCCCCCCAAGCUCUAA